GCUAAACAUAGAGUGCCAGUUUAAUUAAUAUAGAAUUUUAUAAAAACUGCGAUUAUGUACGCCUUGGUUACCUUGACAACAGCGCUUAUAGCUGUGGUAUCAUGUGGACGUCUAGAGCCUCAGUACUUACCUCCGAGACCAGGAGGUGGAUCAGGAGGCGGCGGAGCGGGUAGUGGAGCGUACAGCGGAGGCGGUGGCGGUUCUGGAAACGGAUUCGGUGGCGGCUCCGGUGGUGCUGGAGGCGCAAAUAUACCAAUCACUAAGUUCGAGAACGUGAACAACGGUGAUGGCAAUUAUCACUUCAGCUAUGAGACAGGCAAUGGUAUAGAAGCUCACGAAAGCGGCGCCCCCCGUGCACCUGGACCCGAGGGUCCUGCUGUCACAGCUGAAGGUGGAUUCUCUUACCGCGCACCCGAUGGACAACAAAUCUCUCUCACCUACACAGCCGACGAGAAUGGUUUCCAUCCCGUUGGCCCCCAUCUGCCUACUCCUCCCCCCAUUCCUGAGGAGAUCCUUCGAUCCAUUGAGUUCAACAAACGAAACCCAUCGUCGGAGGGAGCCUAUAAUGGCGGCGGUGGCUCUGGAGGCAACGGUUCAGGUGGAUCCGGAGGGGCUGGUGGCUAUCAUUACUAAUCUUAACACUAGCUAUAUUUAGCUAAAAAUCACAAUCAUUGAAUUUAUAUUUUAACAAUUACAAAUUUCGAACUUAUCUAACUAAUCUAACUUAUCUUAAAAUCCACUGAUCUCAGGAGCUUGCUUAACUAUUAAGCUUGGAAUAAUAUUAAAUAGUCUGUAGAGUCAAUUAAAAAGUAAAAUAGUGAUAUUCACAAUUUCA
Messenger RNA from Galleria mellonella (greater wax moth), 835 nucleotides. RefSeq names its product pupal cuticle protein 20-like (gene CPR9). Gene Ontology annotation, molecular function: structural constituent of chitin-based larval cuticle. The coding region runs from base 55 to 633 and encodes 192 amino acids. The record is from RefSeq and is a predicted model, not a curated record. NCBI's taxonomy places the organism in Eukaryota, Metazoa, Arthropoda, Insecta, Lepidoptera, Pyralidae. The transcript is spliced from 4 exons. Gene Ontology annotation, cellular component: chitin-based extracellular matrix.